CUUGAUUAAUAAAUCCCUAACUUAUUUACUAGGUUGGUAAAUCCAGGGAAAAUUCUAUAGAAUCUUUAAUUUGAUAUUGCAUCCUUUUUAUCACUGGACUUUUGAAAAAAAGAAAAAAAUGUCUUUGCCAUUGCGAGGAAUUAUUUUCUGUCAAGUUUGCAUAUGGAUGGUAGAAUCAGCACCCUCUUUGUCUAAGAUAGAAGGAGUAAUAACCCCGGAUGAAUCGGUUCAGUCCCUAACCAACAACAUUGGAAACAGCAUCUACACUGGAAUGGCUGAAGCUUCCUUAGCAGAUCCAACCGCCACUGACCUACUUAACAAACGCAAAGGAGGAUACACAGACGUCUCAGGCGCUGGGGACUUUUCUGUUACUAACACUAUUACAUCUUCCAAGGAUAGUAAUGUAAAUAGGUUUGAUCAGACAAGUCCAACAAUCAAUGAAGUAAAGCCAACUGUGAAAGCAAUGAAAGCAUUCAAAAAGCAAAAGAAGCCCACAAAAGGAACACUUUCAAAGAAAUCAGAAAGGAAUAAUCCUAAGAUGUCCGAAAACACACUUUUGGAAACAUUUACGACAACCACGAUGUCCUCUGUUUUGGAUGGCGAAACAUCGGAUCCAUUCUUCGACAGUUUUGAUAAUUUCGAAACAACAACCCCAUUUGGUGGUCUUACCACUACUCCACUUGUUACAACAACUCUACCACCUCUUAGACCAUUGGAUAAUAAAGGUCCACCAACGACUACCUUUACACCAUGUUCAGCAAAUAUUCGAGCUAAUCCAAAGAACAGGAAUAUAUAUUCCUAUUUAUCUGGCCCUUGGUCUGGAUAUUUUAUUCGAUGUCCGGCAGGACUUGAAUUCCGCGAAGACAGAUGUCGUUGUGACUGGCCCUUAAUGGAAGCUGUAGAAAACUGUUCGUGUUGCAAAUCUGGUGUUAUGAAACACGAAAAGCAUAGAAACAUGUUCAAACGUCUGAUUAAUGGCCAGUGGGUUGAUGAAGUUUGUCAAUCUCACACCAUGGUCUGGGAUGAUACAGAGUGCAAGUGUGUCUGGGAUGCUAACAAACCAGGGAGGGAAAUCGUGCCAGUGGAUAAACCAACUAAAUAUUAUCCUAGAUAUAAUGAACGAUGUGUUACGCUGCUAAACAUGACCCUUGACAAAGAAUUGAAAGAUGAAGACGGAAAACACAUAACUGGAACCAGAAAAAUACACAGUCGGCGAUUUAAGGCCAUCAAAGGAGCCGUCAACAAGGCCAUGUUGUUUGUAUAUACCCCAUUUGAACUACAGUCUUUCAAAGGAAACAGUUUGGAAAGGAACAUCUACAUCAGCUUUAACUUUAAGCCUGUGGUACAGAAUGCCAAGAAGGUCACACUGUUUUCAAAUGGUUGUAAAGCAUACGAAGCAAUCGAACAAAAACUGCCACCAUCUAUCGAAAUCAAUUUCUUCCCACAUAACGAAACUAUGGAAUUCAUCUUCAAGACUGAAUCCAAAUCAUUGAGCAUCUACAGGAAACCAAGAAGGGACCCAUAUGACUGGUACAGAGUUAGAAUGUAUCUACAGGACAAAGUUCUAACAAUUAUUAUCAACAACGAAGUUCUCUACAAUUCAAAUGGUUUGAAUGGUAAAAUUAUUAGCACCAACUGCAACUUAAUGGUUGGCGGAUCUCCAUUUAACAGUGAGCAGAAAUAUAUCGGAUACAUGGACGAGAUUUUAAUAGUUAAGCAGUGUCCAUAUGCCAAAAAGAAUAACCUUGGACCUCAAGCUGGCUGAAAGAUCUCCUCCAGUGCGUGAACGAUAUCAAACCCCCCAUUUGAUACCAUUUUGCUGUGAUUUCACAGUUUCAUACCUCUGGAUUUUAAUGAGGUUUUUGAUUUACAAAGUUCUGUCUCGUUUUUCUAAUUCUGAAUACGGAAACAGAAUUUUUAAUUGGUUCUUUUACCUCAAGGCUUGCAUGACCUUUGAUAUUCCAGAAACCGAUUCUGGAAAAAAUUGAAAUGAAUUUCAAAAUCUUCAGUGCAUGUAAGAACAAUCUGUGGUGAAGAAUGCCUGACAUUUGAGAAAUCCAUACAUGUUUCAUGAAUAAUUUGUAAAACAUCAUAUCAUUAUAUGUUAAUGUUGUAUUUCUUAUGCUGUUGUAAUUGCUAAAUUAUUCAUUGCUUUUUUUUCUGUUAUGUAAUUUUAAAAACUUUUUUCAACCGUUCGCUCCUAGAAAUCAUUUUAAAUAUAGGUUCUGAGUUGUCCAUUUUAUCCCAUUAAUUCCAAUCUAGGCACGAACAUGGCAUAAUUUGAAUAAAUGGUAAUAUAAGAGAAUUGUUUUAGCAGUAUUAUAUUAAUAAGCUUCAAUUAUCCAACUUAUUGAUUGACAGUCCUCAAAAUUCAGAAUGCUAUAUUCUCAACACGCUGAAUAACCUUUUAUGGUGGUUGACGUGCAUUCACGUUUAGAAUACUUAUAUAUUUAGCCAUAAUUCUUUCUUUGAAUUUCAUGAUUAAAAUAUAAGUAAUCAUUUUGUUGUCACGUUACAUUUAAAAGAGAAAAAAAGUUCGAGAGAAUAGUUCUUUCCUUGACCCCUUGCAGCAGUGAAGGAGAUAUUAAUGUGUCUCAGUGACAUAUUUGUUUUACGAUUUACUUUUUCUAGCUUGACAGGCCACUACAUGUAUAAUAUCAUGCCGUUCUAUAUUUGUCAACAACUUAAUGUAUUUAUGGAGUUUUCUGUGUAUUAGAGAAAGAGACAAACCCCGUUAUUAGUAUAACAAGAUUGUUGUACUGUGUACAUAUAAGAAAUUAUUUAUUUAUUUUCAUCAAUAAGCAGAAUUGCAUGUAGAAAACAAAAACAAGGUACUUUAUGAAUAUUUAGAAAGAUCACGUUCUACUUGUAUGUGACUUUUCCAGUGUUGUAUUGUGAUACGAACGUCAUAUUUUGUUAAUUUAUUUUACUUGUUAUAUUUGACAAAUAAGAAUUAUGUAUAUAGUGCUUGAACAUUUCUGUGAUACAAAUAUAAAAACCAUGUACAAUA
This is a messenger RNA of Saccostrea cuccullata (small rock oyster), 3010 nucleotides long. RefSeq lists its product as uncharacterized. The coding region runs from base 119 to 1765 and encodes 548 amino acids. The record is from RefSeq and is a predicted model, not a curated record. The transcript has 7 exons. Lineage: Eukaryota; Metazoa; Mollusca; Bivalvia; Ostreida; Ostreidae.